Messenger RNA from Alosa sapidissima (American shad), 3125 nucleotides. RefSeq lists its product as uncharacterized. Lineage: Eukaryota; Metazoa; Chordata; Actinopteri; Clupeiformes; Clupeidae. Bases 281 to 724 code for a protein of 147 amino acids. The transcript has 3 exons. The record is from RefSeq and is a predicted model, not a curated record.
ACGACUGAGGACAGCUGAAAUGCAGUACCAAGACAGGCUACAAUGCUACAAUGUUUCUUACAACCAUUGUACCGCUGAAGUAAUGCAAUAUGAUGCGAGAUGAAGUAGCCUGGCGUUGGCUGAUCUUAAUAUAAUUAGCUUUGUGUGGAUGUAAAGAUAUGGAUCUCACCGAGGAUGUCAGUUAGAUGAUCCUGUUGGAGCAAGACCUAGAAGACUAAAACAGACCCAGGCUGGCAGGGCAGAGGGAGCAGAGAGAUGUUGUAACCUAACGCGGGGGAAGAUGCCAUCCCUACGCGCAAUGGCGAUGACCGGGGGAGCCCUGUUAAUAGCCAUCGGGCUGUCACUCUUUUUGACCAUGCAUCCGCCCCUGCAACUAGUCGGCUUCCUUUUGGGUGUUUUCGGCAUCAUCAUCCUCGUGUACGCCUUCUGCCAAUCCAUGAAGUCUGACCAUGUAGCUGUCCCGGGACACUUCUUGCUCCAUCCACGCACAGGGACGCGCUACAGUCCCCAUCAAGCCAUGGCCAUUCAAAGGAGGCUCGAUAGGAUCCGCCGAGCGGCCGAGGAGGAGGGACACCAGGUCCGGCCCGUCAGCACCCCCCCAGCCUUGCUUCAGCACCUUAGUCAGCAGAGCCUUCCGCGGACACCCCCGCCCUGGGAGAUGGAGCCACCGCCGUCCUACGAGACGGUCAUGAAGGGCAGCCAGAGUCCCGUCCAGAACUCGUGACAGACCGGACUGACUGUCUCCUGCCUGAUGGCGAGAGCACACAAACCAGCUUUGUCUCCAGUGGCUCGUCGUGACCAGUUUGUGCCUUUGGGUGGAGGGGUGUCAUUGGGAACCCCCCCCCCCCCCCCCCCCCCCCCAUCCCCUGCCCCCUUUCUGAGGAGGGUUCGAGUGAAGAAUGUCAAAUGAUGAUUACUUUUUUUCUUUCUCACACUAGGCCUCGUGGGGCCCGUAGCCAGCUAUGAGGUCACCAAGGUCCGGAUCUCGGUCAUUUUUUUUAACUAAAAAUAACUGUUGAAAUACAACUGGAUAAAAAAAAUCAGUGGUUGAGAACAUCUUAAUGGGACAUCUUCACAGGGAUUCAUUUUAGACAUGUUAUGAGAGUCUGCUGCGAGUGAGAACUUUGAAAAUGGGGUGCAAGAACAGUUCCUGGCAUCAGCAGCACUUCCCCUGAUCUUGUGUGUGAACUGCAGGAAGCAUACCAAUUGCUGAGAUAUUGCAAAGCUGAUUAUGCCUAAGAAUUGUUCAAACAGUAACAUGGUAGGCUGCAGUGUCUGGAAUUGCAAGACAUGAAACAUGUUAAACAAGCGUCAUAUUGCAUAUUAGGUCUUAUUCGAUACAACCACUGAUUGAUAAACAGGGACAACAUCAAUUAUAGUAGGUUAGCCCGUCAAACCAGUUCAAAGCUAAAUGUGGAAGGGUACAAUAAUGACAUUAGCUUAUAGUAACACUUUGAUUUUUUGUCAUUUUCUUGGAUAUAAGGUUAUUAUUAUCAUGUGUCAUACAGUAGACCUGUGGAGUUUGAUGUUCUAGAAUACUUUUGACAUCUUUCUAACAGGCCCAACUAAAACAGCACCAUUAGAAGUAGAUGGGGUGGGGUAAAGAGGGAACAUCCAACAUCAAAACAAUUCAGUUCAGAUAGUUUACUUACAAUUGAAGGGACACUAUGGAACAGUUUGGCACUUUUUUGAGGUAUUUUAUCAGACAACCAAGUUCCCCCGCUGCACUGAAAGGAUAAGAGGCAGAGCAAAGAUCACCUCCAUGAUCUGUACUCCUGCACAGGCUUAAGGAUGACUGACAAAUGGUUCCUCCAGUGUAGUCUUGCAGUUGGGAAGAUGAUUACAGUUCCAGUGGAUGGAUCAGGUCUUUUCAUUAACCAGUUUCUGGACUGAAUGUAUUAAUGUGGCCCUUCGAGCAGGAAAAAAGGUAUUAGGUCCACCUAGUUAGCAUUUUCUGGUCUCUACCUCUCUCUUGUGUUACUCAGUGAAAUAUACUCAGGCAUUGGGAGUGCUUCGCAUACAGUUCUGAAUGUUAAUUUUUUUUGGUUGGAAUUGUAUCUCACCCAAUUAAGUGUCAGAGAAUACAUCAUCCUAAUACAAGAGACAAAUGCACUUAUAAGUUUUUGUAUGUAAGGUCUUGCAUCCGGUCAAUGGAUUCCAGACUUUCUCUGCUGAAAUAUGUUUUCAUAGGAAGGACACUUCCCACUCAGCAGGAGUUUGUUUAUGCAUUUUGGAGUACUUGUGCACUUACAAGGUCAGGGCUUUCAUUGUUGGCAGUCUCUACCUAUCAAUUCACAUUCUGAUGAUGCUUGUUGCCUGCUUGCUUCUGCUUAACUCAGCAUGGACAAUACAUCUGCAGUCUCAAAGUGCCUUGUCAAGAUACCAAGAGGCCUGGGCAUGUGUUAUUGAAUAAUAAUGAGUGCUUCAUUGUCAAGCCAUGGUUGGAAUUAAUGUUUAUUUUAAAAACUUAACAACUGAAUAGAUGUACUGGUAUACUGGAUGGAACAGUAAGACGUUACAGUUAUUAUCUUUUUGGCCGUGCAUAUGGAUGUAUGUAUGCCUGGUCAUGAUAGAGGAUGGUACACUAUGCAUCAGGUGCCUUCUGACCCCCAGGUUAGAUCCAGGGGCUCUACCCACUGCAUUGAUGAAUUGGCACUCACUGCCAAUAACUUUAUUACUAGCAUCUAAAAGUUUGAGGAUUUGACUCCUUAUCGAUGAUUCUUCAUUUCAUGUGGCCUAAAGAUGUUACGUCUAUGCUAUUACUGGUUCUGUAAUGUAUCCCAGCUGUUUACAUGGCAAUCAGUAAUCAGUUAAAUUGGUUCUGUCGCUGAGGUUUUCUAUGUCAUGGUUACACACUUACCAUAAUGCAAGUGAAUACUGAUGCUUUGAUGACCUUUGUUAAUUGUUCACUUGUCAGCAUGAGAAAAUACAUAAUAAGGGAUCUAUGCCUUUAAUCUGUGAGGCACUUCAGUGUAAGUGUGAAAUGUGUUUCAUUUGUGAAUAUAUAUAUAUAUGUCUCUCAGAGCCAAGAAUGUUGUAUGUUCAAUGUUUACUGAACUGUAAAGGUUUUUAUAACAUGGCAAAUAUGUGCACAAACAAAUACAUUCACAGGUCUAAACACAAAA